Messenger RNA from Cherax quadricarinatus, 2743 nucleotides. RefSeq lists its product as uncharacterized. Lineage: Eukaryota; Metazoa; Arthropoda; Malacostraca; Decapoda; Parastacidae. The record is from RefSeq and is a predicted model, not a curated record.
ACCCAGGUGAAGGUGACGGAGUGGAGAGAGUGACGACUCUAGCCUCACCAGGAUUCAAUCUUGCGUCACACGUUCCACCUGUAAACAUGCAUAUCCCUCAUCAACUAGUGUCAGAGCUUUUAGCAUCACUAACUCUUGUAAGGCACUGUAUAAUUCAGUAGUGUUAAUAUCUUCCCAGUGAUUGCAAAUUUCUCUUAUGGAUCUCCACAAUACAUUCAAUACUCCCUCCCUCCUCCCCCAUCAAAUGUAUUAUGGAAAUCAUGUGUGUUCGUUUUAAGCCUGAGGUGCAGCGGGUUUAACAUAGAACUAUACACUGCUGCAACUGAGUGUCUCUCUUGCAAGCAUGGACCUGAUACGAGAGGACCUGACGGAGCGACGCCUGAGGUUCAAGAGCAGGGUGGGCAGGGGUGGCGUUGGAUCCCUCACUGACCUUGUGUUCCCUCCGCCGGCUGGACUGAGCAGACAGUUCCACACUGCCGUGACCGCCGUCAUGGCUGCCAGGUACUCAUGCCUCUCCUUCUCAUGUCAAAGCACGUAUAUAUAUUCCACACUUCUGCAUCAGCCAGGCGCUGCCCGGGGCGACCAGUGGCAUUACCCCCGGAGCCUGGGUCAGCAGCUCCCACUUUCUGAGACACCUAUCAGCAUCUAGAAUCUGCAGUACUUAGCAACACCCAGAGUCUGAGGCACCUAGCAGCUGCCAAGUGUUAGGUACCUUGCAGUACCCAGAGUCUGAGACACCUAGCAGCUGCCAGUGUUAGGCACCUUGCAGUACCCAGAGUCUGAGGGACUAUAGUAACAGCGUCCAGACUCUGAAGCACCUAGCACAACCUAGAGUCUAAGGCACCUUGCAGCACAGAGUUUGAGACUCCUAGCGGCUGUCAGGGACUUGGACACCUAGCAGCAACUAGUUUUAGGCACCUAGCAGCACAGAGUCUUUGACACUAUGAUCACGCCUGCCACCACAGCUUGCUAUUCAAGUGUCUUUGGCUUAUAUGUAAUUGUUUACCGUGUCGAAAGCAAACAUUCUUCCGUACUGGCGCACACCAGAGGUCGCCUCACUAUUGUUCCUGCUGUACAGACACCUCCAAACUCUCUUUAAUCCAAAAAAUUACUUUAUUGUUAACCAUAUUUAUUGCAUCUCAUGAGCGGAGUGUCGUGAAAAUGUUGCUUGGGUAAGCAAAUGACACUGGAAACCUUUUUGAUGAAGGUGAAAUGUGAAAAUUGGUACUUAUUUGUUCUUACUGAUUCACGUAACAAAACAGCCUUGAAGGGUUGGCAAAUGUCGAGGGGAGGGGAGUGAAAGGUAUUCUGUUCCUGCUCAGAAUUUCUUCAUGGGGACUUUGUUUAAUGUUAGGUAAGAGGACACAGAUGCAACUAAUGUGGAAUUUUAUUGUGGCAACAUUUUGCUCUCUAGGAGCUUUGUCAAAGCUCCUGGAGAGCAAAACGUUACCACAGUAAAAUGUCACAUUAAUUGCAUCUGUGUUCUUUUACCUAACAUUUUAUCGGUAAUUCUACCAUUAUUACUGUUUCAUGCCGAUUAAGCAAGUGUACUGAGGAUAAUAAAUCACUACCCAUGGUAGUGAGUCCUGAAACUCCCAGGCCAGUGCGUUAACCACUGUUGCGUGUUCCAGUGAAAGAUUAUCAGGUGAUGAUACAUUCUUAACAAGUUUCAAUUGCAAAUUCACUGAAACCUAAAUGAGGAAAGUGCAGAAUGAUGGAUAAAAUUACAUAAUGUGUUAACCAAAGAUUUAUUUUUCUUUUCGAAUGGAGUAUUGUUUAUAAAGCAUUGCCUUUUAUGAAUGCAUGCCACUGCAGUGUGUAAUAUAUCUUAGUUAAAUGUUAUAGCAGUAAUUGAAGCGUAUCUUAAGGAAUAAUCAUUCAUGCAUUGGGAGUGGCUGAGGCACUGAGUGGGAGAUAUGGUGAGUGAAGUGUGGAUGGCAGCCUCCUACAGCCUUCCAACUCGGGGUAGCUGCUGGCUUCCAGUCCAUAGUCUCUGCAGGCUUCCAGCUCUGGGUAGCUGUUGGCUUCCAGUCCCUAGUCUCUGCAGGCUUCUAGUUCUGAGUACCUGCUAGGUUCCAGUUCCUAGUCCCUGCAGGCUUCCAGCUCUGGGUAUCUGCUAGGUUCCAGUUCCGGGGCCCGGCUUGCGUCUAGUCCUGGGUCUUGCUUCCAUCUCAUGGGUCCCUGCUUGCUUCCAGCUUCUGGGACCUGCUGAUCUCUAGUCUAGGGUGGCUCUACUGGCUUCCAGUCCUAAACCUCUGCUGGAUUCUAAUUUUGGGUCCCUGCUGAAUUUUAGUCACGGGGCCUUGCUGACCUUAGUCCCAGGUCCCUGCUGCCUUCCAGCUCCGGGGCUCUGCUGGGCUCCAGUCCCGGGCCCCUGGCACUUCGUUUCUUUUCCAUAUCGUUCUGACAGUUUGAUGUGGCAUUAUACAUUUAUAUACUCCCAUUGAAGGACUGCUGUGUGGCAGUGUUCAGGGCUGCUCUGCACUCUUCUAAAUGUUCAUUACGUAUGUAUACAUGUAUGUAUAUACGCUUUACAUGUUCUUUGAGUAUACAUAGUGGCUUGUUUAAUGUAGACUCAGCAAGCAACUUAUGCUUUCUUCCCUCUACUCUGGAGAUGCGACACCCAAACCUCCACCCACUUCAUCAACAUUCUCUUUAUUCACAUAUGCAGUGUACUUAUUCCCCUUUUUAAUGUUUUCUUUGAGUGUUCCGUACUGUUGCUGAAGAGUGAAGAAAUAUAUUU